ACGCUGUUUGCGGUUAUGGAUGCACACGCGUAUGGGACUGAGUGUCAGGCUGACAUUGCUCUGAGACUCAUUUGUUUGUCAACAAUAUUGAUAAAAGCAGAUAGCAGAGUGGCGCAUGAUCGUUCGUUAUCAGUCCAUGAGAUGUGCGACAGGCGGGAGAGGCUGCGCCACAUUGCCGCAGCAGACAUGGCGGGCGCCACGCGAGCCUGCGCGCUGCUGCUCGCGCUCGCGCUGUUGCCGCCGUCUCACGAACGAGAUGCGUACCACAAGUCGUUACGUGGCUCGGCGGCCAGCACUAGGUCCCAUGUUACGGAGAUGGAGCUUGAGCCCGAGUUGAUGUCAGAGGCGCAGGCCGCCAUCAACGCUCGCCUGGAACGAGUUGAAAGCGUGAAGAAAGCGCGUAACGUCAUCAUGUUCCUGGGCGACGGCAUGUCGGUGCCCACGCACGCCGCGCGCACGCUGCUCGGGCAGCGCCAAGGGAAAACGGGAGAGGAGACGCAGCUAGCUUUCGAAAAAUUCCCUACUGUUGGACUUGCAAAGACGUACUGCGUGGACGCGCAGGUGGCGGACUCGGCGUGCUCGGCGACGGCGUACCUGAGCGGCGUGAAGGCCAACUACGGCACCAUCGGCGUGAGCGCUCACGUGCCGCGCGCGGACUGCUCGCGCGCCGCCGACCCGCAGCACCAGCUGACGUCCAUCGCCGCCUGGGCGCUCGCCGACGGCCGCGACGCCGGCAUCGUGACGACGACGCGCGUGACGCACGCGUCGCCCGCGGGCGCGUUCGCGCACACGGCGGAGCGCGACUGGGAGAGCGACGCGGACGUGGCGGCCGACUGCGCCUGCGCCGCGCCGCGCCAGCCCGACAUCGCGCUGCAGCUCGUGCGCGACCACCCCGGCCGACAGUUCAAGGUUAUUUUGGGAGGUGGACGUCGCGAGUUUUUACCGAACACUACUAUCGACGAAGAAGGAUCCAAGGGCAGGAGACUUGAUUUUAGAAAUUUAAUAGAGGAAUGGCAGGAAGACAAAAAAGCACGAAACGCCACCUAUCAGUACGUAUGGAACCGGAAGCAGUUAAUGGACACCUCGAAAGAACUGCCCGAUUAUUUGCUCGGUUUAUUUGAAAGCAGUCAUAUGCAAUACCACAUGCAAGCCAAUGCCGACACAGAGCCGACUCUCGCUGAGCUCACUGAGGUCGCGAUUCGGUCGCUGAGCCGCAACGAGAAGGGCUUCUUCCUGUUCGUGGAGGGAGGCCGCAUCGACCACGCGCACCACAAGAACCUAGCGCAGAUGUCGCUGGACGAGACCGUGGAGCUGAGCGCGGCCGUGGCGCGCGCCGCCGAGCUGCUGUCCGAGGACGACUCGCUGCUGCUGGUGACGGCCGACCACGCGCACGUGAUGGCGCUCAACGGGUACUCGGCGCGCGGCAGCGACGUCCUGGGCCCCGCGGGCGACCGCGGCGACGACGGCCUGCCCUACAUGACGCUCUCGUACACCAACGGGCCCGGCUACCGCGCGCCCACCGCCGACGGCGCACGCGAGGACGUCUCCGGCUCCGACUACCACGACGUAGAGUUCGCGUACCCGACGAGCGUGCCGCUGGUGGACGAGACGCACGGCGGCGACGACGUGGCCGUGUUCGCGCGCGGGCCGCACCACUCCAUGUUCACGGGGCUGUACGAGCAGAGCCAGCUGCCGCACCUCAUGGCCUACGCCGCCUGCAUCGGCCCCGGCCGGCACGCCUGCCAAAACUGAUUUCCAAUUUCUGUGAUUAUUAACUUACCUCAUAAAAAUACAUACUUUAUCCUAAA
Messenger RNA from Helicoverpa armigera (cotton bollworm), 1808 nucleotides. RefSeq names its product membrane-bound alkaline phosphatase. Gene Ontology annotation, biological process: dephosphorylation. Gene Ontology annotation, molecular function: alkaline phosphatase activity. The record is from RefSeq and is a predicted model, not a curated record. Lineage: Eukaryota; Metazoa; Arthropoda; Insecta; Lepidoptera; Noctuidae.